AUGGCUGUGUAUGACCGCACGCUAUGCGGACCUCCCAUCACCGACAGCGACACUGGCUUCGACGACUUUGUGCAUGGGAAGGGUCACGGUCUUUUCAUUAAGCUCUUCGGCCCACCUGGUGUUGGAAAGACCCUGUCCGCCGAAGCGACUAGUGAGCAUGUCCGACGGCCGUUGUACGUUGUCGGGGCAGGGGACCUGGGUACAACGGGCGCCUUCCUAGAUGCGGAACUCGAUUGCGUGUUGGAUAUAGCGACUAGCUGGAACGCGAUUGUCUUUAUCGACGAGGCGAGUCGUGAUCACUGUAUGCGUGUGCUGAAAGCUGACAUUGUGAACGGCUCGCAUCGGCGUCAGGCGGACGUCUUCCUCGAACAGCGUUCUCUCCAUGAUAUGGAGCGCAAUGCGAUGGUCCCGUACCGCGGCAUCCUCUUCAUGACCACCAACCGUGUCAAGACUUUCGACGAGGCCUUCCUCUCCCGUAUUCAUGUCGCACUCCACUUCAACGAGCUCACGAAGGAUGCACGCAAGCAGGUCUGGACGGUGUUUCUCAAGAAGGUCGGUGUGGACGUACCCGCAUUCGGGGAGCACCUCGUCGACAGGCUCGCGGAACACGAGGCCAAUGGGCGGCAGAUCAAGAACGCGGUGCGGACCGCGAGCUCGCUCGCGGCAAGCAAGAAUGUGCCGCUUAGCUUCAAGCACCUGACAGACACGCUGGACGCGAUGGACGGGUUCACUCCGGAGGUCCAGGGGAUCUCGCGACGCUGA
Messenger RNA from Dichomitus squalens LYAD-421 SS1, 762 nucleotides. RefSeq names its product P-loop containing nucleoside triphosphate hydrolase protein. The transcript has 2 exons. Gene Ontology annotation, molecular function: ATP hydrolysis activity; ATP binding. The record is from RefSeq and is a predicted model, not a curated record. Bases 1 to 762 code for a protein of 253 amino acids. Lineage: Eukaryota; Fungi; Basidiomycota; Agaricomycetes; Polyporales; Polyporaceae.